Messenger RNA from Eurytemora carolleeae, 3957 nucleotides. It is a transcript of the gene wls, whose product is annotated as protein wntless-like. Gene Ontology annotation, molecular function: Wnt-protein binding. The coding region runs from base 104 to 1780 and encodes 558 amino acids. The record is from RefSeq and is a predicted model, not a curated record. NCBI's taxonomy places the organism in Eukaryota, Metazoa, Arthropoda, Copepoda, Calanoida, Temoridae. The transcript has 6 exons. Gene Ontology annotation, biological process: Wnt protein secretion; intracellular protein transport; Wnt signaling pathway. Gene Ontology annotation, cellular component: endomembrane system; organelle membrane.
GAAUAUUUUUUGUUCAGCAUGAUAUAAAGCACUGUGAUUAAAUAGAAACUAUGCAAUUCAACUUUUUCCAGCUUAAUGGUUUUCAGAUGUUCACGGAGUAAGAAUGGCUGGAGCUAUCAUUGAGAACAUGAGUGGUCGGAAACUAGCCAUAAUAGGUUCAGUUCUCCUGCUAGGCCAGAUAUUCUGCUUUAUUAUCGGAGCUGUUUUAUCUCCGGCUCCGAACAAUUCCAACCAACAUUUAGCGACCAAGUGUUACAACCCCCGUGGAUCUAAGGAGAAAGAUGCAUGGUUUAUCCCGCACGGAGACGACUCUUGUCGCAGGAUUGACUCCGUCGCAGACCAGGAGAUUCUCGACAACCACAUGACAGCGGACAACGUAGUGUUCGCGGUUCACAUGCCACCAAAGAAGUCGAAUACUCAAUUUGAUUUUUCAAGAUGGCAGCAGAACCUGAUCGGAGUAAUGAUGCUGGAUAUUGAGUACCAGGAGGAGGACGAACCUCUCAAGGAGGUUCAUCUAAUGGUUGAGGCGAGGUUGGGAUACAGGAACAAAGAAGACCCCCCCGGGGUCUGGACGGAGUAUGCGAAAAGUUUUGAAGCUCGGAACCUGAACUGUGACAUAGACGAGGAGAAACGUGUACCUGGAUACUAUUACAAUUGCUCCAUGCUUCCACUGUUUGAUCUGGGAUCUCUGCACCAUGAUUACUACCUACUCAAUAUCCGUCUACCCACAGUGUUCCUGGACAGUAGGAACCAGGUUCAGGAGAUAAAUGAGGAUAUUGGUAAGCUGGUGGAUAUCUGGUUAAUAGCUAUAAAUCAGAACGGAGGUUUUACUAAGAUCUGGGUCUCUCUGAAAACAGUUUUCUUCCCAAUUAUCAUCCUUGAGAUGAUUUGGUUUUGGAACCGGAUCAGUAUGUUAUCCCGAGCUCCGAACCUUCUGGAGAAAACCCUUCUCUCCCUUGGUUUGGCGUUAACAUUCCUCAACCUGCCAUUAGAGUACUUGACCCUGGCCUACGAGAUGCCUUGGUUAAAUCUCUUUAAUGAUAUCAAGCAAGGAAUUUUCUACGCUAACCUUCUCAUCUUCUGGUUGAUCUUCGCCGGGGAGCAUCUGAUGAGCGAUCAAGGGGUCGGAGAUCCCAACGGUAUCUUUGCUUACUGGAAGAACCUCUCCGUGGUUCUGUUCGGUUGUCUUUGCUUAUUUGUGUUCGAUAUGUGCGAGAGAGGAGUUCAGCUGCAGAACCCGUUCUACUCUAUCUGGGUGACGGAGCUGGGAACCAACCUGGCUCUGGGUUUUAUCAUCCUGGCCGGAAUCUCUGCUGGAUUAUACUUCUUGUUUCUCUGCUACUUGAUCCGCAAGGUUUUCCUUAAUAUCGCGGAUAGAUCUUCUUCAUUCACGAGUAUGUCGCAGAUCAGGCGACUCCACUAUCAGGGGAUAAUCUGGAGAUUCAAAUUCCUGAUGCUGGCCACCCUUCUCACCGCGGCACUCACCGUCAUCGGGUUCAUCAUCGGUCAGGUGUCGGAGGGAGCUUACAAGUGGGACGAGGAUCUUGGAUCUACUCUCCAGUAUACAUCAGGGUUCCUCACCGGGGUCUACGGUCUCUGGAACAUUUACAUCUUCGGUCUUCUCUUCCUCUACGCUCCUAGUCAUAAAACUUGGGGGAAUGAAGAUACGCAUUCUACAGGCGAAGAAGUUGAGUUUGAUGUUACCGGAGCCGGGACACAGGGAGAUCAAUCAGAAAUGAGCUCUCUUACAGAGUUCAUCCGACAUCAAGCCACAGACUAAACUAUCCGAUAUCAAGCCACAGACUAAACUAUCCGACAUCAAGCCAUAGACUAAACUAUCCGACAUCAAGCCACAGACUAAACUAUCCGAUAUCAAGCCACGUACUAAACUAUCCGAUAUCAAGCCACUGACUAAACUAUCCGAUAUCAAGCCACAGACUAAACUAUCCGAUAUCAAGCCACAGACUAAACUAUCCGAUAUCAAGCCAUAGAUUAAACUAUCCGGUAUCAAGCCACAGACUAAAAUAUCCGAUAUCAAGCCACAGACUAAACAAUCCCACAUCAGAACACAAACUAUACUCUCCGACAGCCUGAAGAGUUUAUUCUAAAUCAGACCACAGACUAAACUAUACGACACCCUGGAGCGAUUAUCCUAUAUCAGACCACAAACUAAAAUAUCCAACAUAACGUGGAGGGUUUAUCUGACAUCUCUAAAAUAUCCGACACCUUGGAUAGUCCACAGACUAAACUAUCCGACACCCUGAAUAGUCCACAGACUAAACUAUCCGACACCCUGGAUAGUAUACAGACUAAACUAUCCGACACCCUGGAUAGUCCACAGACUAAACAAUCCGACACCCUGGAUAGUCCACAGACUAAACAAUCCGACACCCUGGAUAGUCCACAGACUAAACUAUCCGACACCCUGGAUAGUCCAGACUAAAAUAUCCGACACCCUGGAUAGUCCACAGACUAAACAAUCCGACACCCUGGAUAGUCCACAGACUAAACAAUCCGACACCCUGGAUAGUCCACAGACUAAACUAUCCGACACCCUGGAUAGUCCAGACUAAAAUAUCCGACACCCUGGAUAGUCCACAGACUAAACUAUCCGACACCCCCGAUAGUCUACAGACUAAAAUAUUCGACACCCUGGAUAUUAUAAAUCCUAAGACCACAGACUAGAUGGACAAUUUAUCCUGACCUAGCAUUAUUUAUCAUAUAUAAUUCAUUGUACAUCAGACCAAGGACUAUACUAUUAUAAGCCCUAUCCUUGGAUAAACCCUCCUACUUUUUCGAUAGACUAUCUGAAACUGUGGCUCAUUCAUUAGACACCAGACCACCGACUUGUUAAUCUUUUUAACUGACAAUUGUACUUGUGGAAUUUUUACUCUUUAAAUGCUUCAUUUUAAUUGUUUUAUAUUUGGUAAUUUUUUCCAGAUUAAGGCUCUUAAACUAAGUGUAUGCUAAUAAUUGUGCUUCAGCAUGUUUGUACUUCAUAUGCAUAAUGAGCAUAUGCAUCGUGCAAUACAACUUUUUAAGUACACAUCCUUGUAUUUGAUUUAAACCAAUAAUAUUUAUCUCUGUGUUAGUAUAUAUUACAUCUGUGUUAACCUCUGUGCCAACCAAAUAUUGUCAUAAAUCUCGAAUAUUGUUCUGGAAUCUCCUUCCCUUCUCUCUUUUACAAUUUUAAUGCUUGACCUCGAUCCUUGUCUGUACUUUUCAGACAAGAUUUUUUGUAUUUUAAACUAUUUUAUCAAUCCUGUUGUCCUUGCUUCCAACUUUACUCUGGCAUAAUUAGAUUUGUGAAAACUAAACGAAUAAGUUGUUUCAGGGGUGUAUAUUAGUUGUGAGACUAUUCCCCCCCCCCUUUUUUUAGUAUCAUAUUUUUUUCACAAAUCCAUUACUUAAAAACAGGUAUAUUUUACAGGUUUCUGAAGCCCAUGCAAACUUCCGUUUCCCCUUCCGUUUUUCCUUUUCCUCCUUCCCUUUCCCCUUCUUCCUUUUUUUCUUCAUUUUUUUCCCAAACCCAAUAAAAGCUCAUAUUAUUGCUCCCCCCCCCCGGGGGGUGGGGGAAAAAAGCAGAAAAAUAUACACCCCUGAGUUGUUUCUUUCAACUAAUUUAGGACAUUUAUAUAUAUUAUCAUUAUAUCUAACCUUAUCCUAGAUAUCUCAUAGAAAGGGAGUUUAUUUUCUGGGAUGAAAACCAGGCAUUAACUACUGUAUUUAAUACAAAACUGAUUGUUCAAAAAAGGUUCUCAAAUGUGUGAAAUAAAAUUUUUCUAAAAUAAACUCGAUAUUUGCAACCCGGACCCAUAUUUAAAAAUUUUCUCCAAUGAGAAAUCUUGGUAAAAUGUCGACUCCUGCAGAUUUAGCCCGCAGAAAACUUGUUUUAACCCCUUGAUUAAAUGUUUUUACUCCCUGCGACUGAUCAGUAUUAAUACUUGUUGUAUUUCA